Aspergillus tanneri is the source of this 1668-nucleotide messenger RNA. RefSeq names its product sugar porter family MFS transporter. Gene Ontology annotation, biological process: carbohydrate transport; transmembrane transport. The record is from RefSeq and is a predicted model, not a curated record. The coding region runs from base 1 to 1668 and encodes 555 amino acids. Gene Ontology annotation, molecular function: carbohydrate:proton symporter activity. The transcript has 4 exons. Gene Ontology annotation, cellular component: membrane. Lineage: Eukaryota; Fungi; Ascomycota; Eurotiomycetes; Eurotiales; Aspergillaceae.
AUGGCAGACACAGCAUCGGCAACGCAUGCCACAUAUGUCGAGGCACAGCCGGUCGUUACGACACCGGCGGAGACAUCAGAUGUCUCGCGUGUCGAGGCACCCGUCACUCUGAAGACAUAUUUGAUGUGUGCCUUUGCCGCAUUCGGUGGUAUCUUCUUUGGUUAUGACUCGGGAUAUAUUAACGGUGUCAUGGGAAUGAAGUAUUUUAUUCACGAGUUUGAAGGUUUGCCCUACGAUACACCUACGGAACAGUAUUUCCUUCCCUCAUGGAAGAAGUCUCUGAUCACCUCCAUCUUGUCUGCGGGUACAUUCUUUGGUGCGUUGAUUGCCGGUGAUCUGGCCGACUGGUUUGGUCGUCGGACCACGAUUAUCAGCGGAUGUGGCGUCUUCAUCCUUGGUGUGGCCCUUCAGACUGCCUCCUCCUCUGUGCCAUUGCUUGUCGUCGGCCGUCUUAUUGCCGGAUUCGGUGUCGGCUUCGUCUCCGCUAUCAUUAUUCUGUACAUGUCAGAGAUUGCUCCCCGCAAAGUCCGUGGUGCUAUUGUUUCUGGCUACCAAUUCUGUAUCACCCUUGGUUUGAUGCUUGCAUCCUGCGUUAAUUAUGGCACUCAGGGUCGCAUGGAUUCCGGCUCAUACCGCAUCCCUAUUGGUCUUCAAAUUGGAUGGGCUCUGAUCCUCGCCAUUGGCCUGUUUAUCCUUCCCGAAUCUCCCCGUUACUAUGUCCGGAAGAACCAGCUUGAUAAGGCUGCCCACGUGCUGGCCCGUGUACGAGACCAGCCCAGGGAUUCCGAGUUUAUCAAGCAGGAGUUGGCCGAGAUCGUUGCCAACAACGAAUACGAGAUGCAGGCGAUCCCUCAGGGCGGCUACUUCACCAGCUGGUUCAACUGCUUCCGGGGAAGCAUUUUCUCCCCUAACAGCAAUCUGCGCCGUACUGUGCUUGGCACUUCGCUUCAGAUGAUGCAGCAAUGGACCGGUGUGAACUUUGUCUUCUACUUCGGUACAACGUUCUUCCAAUCGCUCGGCACCAUCAGUGACCCCUUCCUGAUCAGCAUGAUCACCACCAUUGUCAACGUGUGCUCCACCCCCAUCUCGUUCUACACUAUGGAGAAACUCGGUCGUCGCUCCCUGCUUCUGUGGGGUGCCUUGGGCAUGGUCAUCUGCCAGUUCAUCGUGGCCAUUAUCGGCACCGUCGACGGUGGUAACAACAGCGCGGUCAGCGCCGAAAUCUCAUUCAUCUGCAUUUACAUCUUCUUCUUCGCCUCCACUUGGGGUCCCGGAGCGUGGGUCGUGAUUGGAGAGAUUUACCCUCUUCCCAUCCGUUCCAGAGGUGUUGCUUUGUCAACUGCUUCGAACUGGCUAUGGAACUGCAUCAUCGCGGUCAUCACACCCUACAUGGUGGACCCGGACAAGGGUAAUCUCAAGGCGAAGGUGUUCUUCAUCUGGGGCUCACUCUGUGCCUGCGCUUUUGUCUAUACUUAUUUCCUUAUCCCCGAGACCAAGGGCCUCACCCUCGAGCAGGUGGACAAGAUGAUGGAGGAGACUACGCCGAGAACCUCGGCCAAGUGGAAGCCUCAUACUACCUUUGCUGCUGAGAUGGGUCUUACCGAGAAGGAAAUUUCUGCCAAGGUGGGCAAUAUCGAGCACAGUGAGAACGUGGAAUACAAAGUCUAG